AUGCUCAUGCAACAUAUAAAAGAAUAUGGAGUAACGGUAUACAUAGAUACAUGUAAAAUAUCUUUAUUGCAGAGACAACUACUGACGAUUAUAGAGGAGAAUUUCCAACAGUUCAUGGAACAUAUGGGUGACAGCAGUAUGAUCGAAGCUUAUGGGUCCAAUUGUAAUAAUGAUGAAUCGGAUUACUGGAAUGAACAUGGGCGUACACCAGCGGGAACAAGGAUAAUGAUGACAAAGGAAGAUAGAACUGUGUGCAUGCUAAUGACAGGUGCAUUGUCCUUUGCGAAUGGAUGGGGCACACGAGCAAAAUAUAAGGAAGGGACUAGUGAAGAUGAAAGAAAAGCAGACGAAUUCAUAAAAUGUGCACUAGCAAAUAUAUAUAUGUACACAUUAGAACAGACACGGCAUGAUGGAAAAGAUGGAAUAGAGUAUGCAUGGUACCUAAUGAAAGGUAUGGAGGCAUCUGAAAUGGAAAAUUUAAUUAAAGAUGAGAAAUGCAAGAAGGGUGCUCAGGAAUAUGGAAAGGGACCCAAUGAUCAGAUAAAGAACAGAAUUCGGAGUUUGUUGAAGUCUAAGGAUGGAACGUUCAAUAGAAUAAAGGAGGAUGCAGUGAAAAAUGAGCAAGUUCAAAAAGUGAUCAGUGCGGCUGUAGAGAAGAAGGAAGAAGAGAAAGUAAUACAACGAAAGUCGGGGAAUAAGGACAGUACAAAUGCAACAGCAAGAGGCCAUAAGAGCGAGGAAAAUAGAGACGUCUGCUUCGCGGAAGUAAAGACAGGAGCAGGAGGGCGGGCAUCCAUGUGGAACUACUUAAUAGUACUAUGGGAUGAUUAUAUUGAGACAGGGAAAACGGGGGUGAAGGAGACUAAGGAAUUUAGAGAGCUUUUUUGGAAAAAUGUACACACCACGUGGAAAGAAUUUAAGGAAUAUAUGGACGCAGAUGACGGUGGAAUGACGCACAGUAUGUGUGAAGCCGGACAGCGGGACCAGGAAGCGGACGGACACAUAUGGACUGGUGAGGAUCUGGGUAUAUGCGAGUUAGCGUAUAUAGCGUUACGUUUUAAACAUGGAAUUCAAUUAGACGGAACCCCUAUGAGCCAAGAGGGCAUGGACGAACAGAGGAAGAAAAUACACAACUAUAUGAGGUGUAUUCUAGUAAACAUAUUUAUGAAAAAAAUAAUGGGCAUGAAGUGUCUAGAAGGGCCUGGUGGACAGUUUGCAUUCGGUCUUGUGGAUGACGAAGUAAAGGGAGUUUACAAGCACGAGUUCGGUAAUGUGGAGUGUGAGUGGAAGGAUGCAGGGAUAGGUGGCGAUGGAACUGGAAGAGAUGAAAAGGAUAGAGGUCUCUGGGAAGUAAUGAAAAGGUGGUUUGAUAGGAAUAAGGGAUACUUGAGGGAUGGCGAGACAGGAGUAUUAGGGGAAGAUUGUAGGGUGGUCAAGACGACAGCGGGCACGGAACAACAGAAGAAGGAACAUGCGGCAACGGUCAAAGAAACAGUGAAAGCAGAAAUAAAGAACGUGGAGAAGGACAUAAAAGACAAGGUGCAGAAAAUAUUAACGGGAACAGAACAUUGCAAUAAUGGGGAUGAUGAUUGUGUGAAGAAUGUAUUAGAGAAAGAAAAGGAAAAAGAAAAGAAGAAGAAUAAAGCCCCUGCGCAAACUCCAGAAUUAGGGGGGAAGUCACCCGAGAUACGAACAACACCAUCAUCAGAAGGGACAACGACGACAACAUCCUCAUCAAGAACACCGGUAGACCCAGGAUCUGCACCCGCGGGACCGGCGCCGGCAGUAGCAAGAUCAGAUGCAUCCGUUGAGGAAACACCGCUACAGCAUCCUCCAGCACCAACAGCUGCGGUAUCACCUGCAACACCAGAACCGGCAGAAGAGAAAGACAAGGAACCACCAGCACAAUCUGUACCGGAACCAGGGCCGGAACCAUCGAAGGCAGUUUCUACAGGAACAUCAACACUACCAACACCUUCAGAACCAUCAGCAGGGCCGGAUGUAUCAGGGAGGGAUGCACAAUCAACAGGCACAAAAUCAGCGUGGGAUUUCAGCAGUGUACCCACCAAAACCAAAUUAUGGGGAACAGGAGAAGGAACUCCAGACGGUGGAGGAGACUUGGGUAAUGUACCGGACAGUGUCGAUUUAUGGGCAGCAGGAAAAUGCCCUUCUAAUGGUUCUGUCGACCUUGUCGCUGACUAUAAGAACGGGAAAUGUGACUUUAACUUUACACCAGAUACUGGCCUAAAUAUAGGGGACGCAGCAGGAGGUUUUGCACCAUCUGUCACAACACCCAGAUCAUCCAGUUCAUCGAAUAGCGACCCAGGUGACUACGCUGUUCCCGACCUAACCGCAAACGUCCUUACCGCCACUACUCCCAUCCUGUUUUUUCUCACUUCCGUCAUCGUGGCCCUCCUGGGUUAUUCCCUUUGGAAAUACUUUGCCUACCUCGCCAAACGACGACGAACAUAUCGAACCGUGCGUGACGUGCCGUCACCGCCACUCGACGAAGAAAUAUUGCAGCAUCUACAACGCGGCGAGCCGCCACCCGAUUACGGGUACACGAUGAUUAGGGAUAGGCGGCCUGCAUCUGCUGCCGCUGGACGACGCCACCCCCGACGCGUGCAUAAGCGCACCAUCAUCGAGCUACAUUUAGAAGUGCUCCACGAAUGUGAAGCGGCCGCAUGGGAAACGGUGAAAGAGGACUAUUUGCAGAUACUCGUGGAGCAGUUUGCGCACGACUUGGAGCAGGAACAGGACAGGAAUAACACUAUCUUGGGUGUGUCUACCACAAACCAGGAUUUAUCACGGAACAAUGUUUCAUCCACCGUGGAUCCACCCACCGAGUCCGACGGAACGGACCUUUCUCCGCCUAACGACGAGGACUCCGAUCCAUGGCGUUGUAUGGCAACCAUGCAGUUCGCCACGGCCCCUUGUCCACCGAAUGAACCCGAUCCGUGGCGUUGUAUGGAAACGAUAGAGUUAGAAACGGACCCUUCUGCACCUAACGAAGCGGACUCCGAUGCAUGCAGUUGUAUGGAACCUAUACAGUUAGCAACGGACACUUGUCCACCACAUGACCCCGAUGCAUGGAGUUGUAUGGAAACUAUACCGUUAGCAACGGACCCGUCUCCACCACAUGAAGAUGACCCAUGGAGUUGUAUGAAAAACAUACAGUUAGAUGCACAACAGAGUCGUGCUCAUUCCAACCACGAGCACGCGACGUCGGAGUGCACCCAAUGGAUCCCUUGGAUUGACAUCACCAAAUACCUUUUGCGGGAGUGCACGACGCAGCCAUGGUUUCUGCAAUUGAAAUCGGAGUGGAAACAAUACCUACGUGAGCACAUGGCGGUAAACGAAGUAUUUGGCAACAGUGCACUCGGUGAGCACGGUAAUAUGCCAUCCACAGAAAUGAAGAAAUUGCGGUUGUGGAAACAAUGGGUUGCAAAACAACAUCGGCAGGUGAUUGCAUACAGGGAGGAGGAGUGGUUCCAAUACCUAUUGAGGAACAUAGAAGAGGAAAACGGGCUAACAGCUGCAGAGGGAAUACCGGCAAAGAUAACAGCAGUGAAAGCAGUGGGCGAUAUGCCCACAGUACAGGAAGAACCAAGCACAUUUAUAACAGGACAAAUGCUACCUGUAGAAAAUGGCUUAAAAGGAGAAAAAUCGUUGGAAGCGGAACAAGCUCUAAAAGUGAGCCAUUUACCAGGGAUGCAACAACACAAUACGGAAAUGUACAUGAAGACAUCGUUGACAUCUAAAUUAUGGUUGCUAAUCCUGUCAUCCGUCAUAGAACAGUGUGAAAUGGAACAGAACCUUCAAGAAACAGACACAUACCUUGACAAUUUAUUAGAAAACAUGGCAUAA
Molecule: messenger RNA, 3867 nt
Organism: Plasmodium fragile
Lineage: Eukaryota; Apicomplexa; Aconoidasida; Haemosporida; Plasmodiidae
Exons: 5
Coding region: 1-3867 (1288 amino acids)
Source: RefSeq, a predicted model, not a curated record